CAGUGGUCGUCGCCACUCUCCAAGCUUCAUCAUGCCACCGGAGGAUGACAAGAAGAAGAAACAUGCCGGAAAGUCGGCCAAAAAAGACAAUGACCCAGUAAAUAAGUCUGGUGGCAAGGCCACAAAGCAGAAGUGGUCCAAAGGCAGAGUUCGGGACAAGCUCGACAAUCUGAUCCUGUUUGACAAACUCUGUAAGGAGGUUCCCAACUACAAGCUCAUCACUCCAGCUGUGGUCUCCGAGAGACUGAAGAUUCACCGUUCUCUGGCCAGGGCAGCCCUUCAGGAGCUACUCAGCAAAGGACUUACCAAGCUGGUUUCAAAGCACAGAAACACAAAGAGUGGAGAUGCCCCGGCUGCUGGUGAAGAUGCAGGAGCAGGUUCAAUCAGCUGUACAUGUGGAAAAAUAAAACUUUAUUAAAUCAAAAAAA
Molecule: messenger RNA, 428 nt
Organism: Peromyscus leucopus (white-footed mouse)
Lineage: Eukaryota; Metazoa; Chordata; Mammalia; Rodentia; Cricetidae
Product: 40S ribosomal protein S25-like
Exons: 1
Coding region: 32-418 (128 amino acids)
Cellular component (GO): cytosolic small ribosomal subunit
Molecular function (GO): structural constituent of ribosome
Source: RefSeq, a predicted model, not a curated record